AUGGACAGUCUUUCCGAAGAGCUUCUCGACCAAAUCAUUUCUGAGGCCGUCAGCCCCUUACCAAACCGCCAUAGCGCUGGCUAUCACGAUCUGCUUAGUAUAUCCAUGGUGUCACGCAAGUUCCGUCGCAUCGUGGAGCCCUAUUUGUAUCGCUCUGUUGUCAUAUUCGAAAACAACAGAGACAAACUUUUGCGCACAACAUUCAGUCGCACUGAACUCCCACAAUACAUUCGCGAAAUCUUCCUGGCGCAUUUGCAUGAUGUCGCUCGUGAAGCUUCGUGUCUUGCUGCGCGUUUCCCAAGUCUGCACAAGCUCGACCUAGACCUCACGUCCUGCAAACUGUCAGAUCUUUUGCCUGUUCUGCAGCUACCAUCACUAACAGCCUUGGGCCUCUCAGGUAUGGUGGCCAGACGAAUCGCCGAUCCAGGCCCUGAUGACUGGAGAAUCACCAACACCGCCAUCACUAGCCUCGACAUGUCUUUUUCCGAUCCCGCAGACUGGUGGGAGGAUUGCAAUGAGAUUUGGAAAUUCGCGGCCGUCUUUCGUAACUUGCGGAUUCUGAGCAUCCACAGCGACUACGAGCCGGAGAGAAAGCAUGCCUUGAACGGGCCCGUUUUUCGGUGCCUGGUACAUGCUUUCAGGCAUGUCUUUGAAACAAGUCUUCGUUCCUUUACCUUUGGAUACAACGAUAUACACCACGGCUACUUGCACCAGGGAGACGCAACAAUCAGCGAUGCGCUUGAUGCGCGUGCGAUACUCAAGCAAUCGCACCUUGAGCAUCUCAAAAUCGAUACCAUGUGCUUGCAUAGACCAAGGCAGACUGAGAAUCUGAGGAGCUUGGAACUCGGCCCAUCGUGCCUCCCAUCGUCGUUGCGCACGCUUUACUUGCGCCACCUGGUCGCAGCAGGCAAUCUCAAUCCGAUAGAGCGCAAUCUGAUGCAUUCGGAUGAGGCGCAGUGUUUAUCUCAGCUGGUCAACUUGGGUACGCGGAGAGCGCGUUUUCCGCAUUUGGACAAGAUGGCGCUGGCCAUCUCUCUGCCUGUCUUCUUCGAGGACGUUGCUGCGAGGAUACUCAAAGUCCAAGCUCGUAAAGUAAAGCUACACCUAGAACUGAUUCUGAUGUCUGCGUGGGACUACGUUAGUGACGAUAUCACAAGAUCCUGGCCCGAAUAUGAUGCUAUUCGGGAUCCACGACAGCCCUUCUACGAUCCGACACUUCCGCUCAUGAACAACGCAGCACUGCAGCAACAAGCCAUGACACGCCCCAGCAUGCGCAACCCCGUCGGCGGCGGCCUCAAAAAGGGCAUCGACAGCCUUACGCGAUUGCUGGAGCGAAAAAUCGAUCGACAAAUCCUCACCGUUCAGACGCGAGCUUAUGACGCGUCAGCGCCAUCUCCAGCGCCGCCCGCCAAUGCCGGCACUAAACAUAUUUACUCGUAA
Molecule: messenger RNA, 1440 nt
Organism: Exserohilum turcica Et28A
Lineage: Eukaryota; Fungi; Ascomycota; Dothideomycetes; Pleosporales; Pleosporaceae
Exons: 3
Coding region: 1-1440 (479 amino acids)
Source: RefSeq, a predicted model, not a curated record